Messenger RNA from Fusarium keratoplasticum, 5586 nucleotides. RefSeq names its product 1,3-beta-glucan synthase. Lineage: Eukaryota; Fungi; Ascomycota; Sordariomycetes; Hypocreales; Nectriaceae. Gene Ontology annotation, cellular component: 1,3-beta-D-glucan synthase complex; plasma membrane. Gene Ontology annotation, molecular function: 1,3-beta-D-glucan synthase activity. Gene Ontology annotation, biological process: (1->3)-beta-D-glucan biosynthetic process; fungal-type cell wall polysaccharide biosynthetic process. The transcript has 3 exons. The record is from RefSeq and is a predicted model, not a curated record. The coding region runs from base 1 to 5586 and encodes 1861 amino acids.
AUGUCUGGAUCCUCACAUGCAUAUGAUAAUCCGUACGAGGAGCAUUACAACGAUCAUUACGCCCGACGAGACGGUGCUGACCGUUUCGACCAAGACACCUCUUAUGUACAAGAGGGAUAUUAUCCUCACGAUUCCACAUCUAGUCAUGAUUUCCAUGAUGGUUUUGAAACUCUCGGCAAUCGUGCGUACCAUGAGACGUCUGCUCGUUAUGGCGACUAUGAUUCGGGCUCUUACUACUGGCAAGACGGGCAAGCCCACUAUCAUGCCGGUGAUGAGGACGACGGGUGGAACUAUGACUAUGGAUCGAGAGACGACACGGGUCAAUACUCAGCAACAUCAUCCAAAGUCUUCUUCGGCGCUGAUGACUCGGCCGCAUACAACCGAGAAGAUAUCGACUAUCCGCCCGUGCUACACCCAUCACCAGACCCGUAUCCUGCUUGGGCUUCUGACGCUCGACGACCACUGACUACCGAGGAAAUUGAAGACAUCUUUCUCCAAUUGACCGACAAGCUUGGCUUCCAGCGGGAGAGCAUGCGGAACAUGUUCGACCACCUUAUGAUACUGCUCGAUUCCAGAGCCUCACGGAUGCCGGCGGAAAAGGCACUCGUUUCUCUGCAUUCAGACUACAUUGGUGGUUGCAACGCCAAUUAUCGAACAUGGUAUUUUGCCGCCUAUUUUGACCUUGAGGCUGAAGGUGGAACCUCGAGCCCUGGCAACACCACAUACGCAGAUGGACAGACCGAUAGUGCAGGCCUCGCAGGCUCAGAAGGAGCACAAGGAGGAGAUGAUUUUCAGCUCGCCGAAGAGCGUUGGCGAAGACGCAUGCGAAAUAUGGCCCCCCAGGACCGCGUCCGUCAGGUUGCUCUCUAUCUUCUGUGUUGGGGAGAAGCAAACCAGGUUCGGUUCAUGCCGGAAUGCCUGUGUUUCAUCUUCAAAUGCGCCGAGGAUUUCCUUGCCGCACAGUCAAGCAACGAUACACACGCCGAAGAGCUGUCCUUUCUCGACCACGUCAUCACUCCCAUCUACCGCUUCCUUCGAGAUCAAGGCUAUGAGAUCCGCGAUGGAGUCUACGUCCGCCGCGAGCGAGACCAUGACAAGGUCGUGGGCUAUGAUGAUUGCAACCAGCUAUUUUGGUAUCCUGAGGGAAUGCGUCGUAUUGUGCUCAACGACAAGACUAAACUCAUCGAUAUUCCUGCCUCGCAGCGCCUGGUUCGAUUCAAGGAUAUCAACUGGGGCAAGUCAUUCUUCAAAACAUACAAAGAAUCCCGGUCACUGCUACACCUUCUUGUCAAUUUCAACCGCAUCUGGAUCAUCCAUUUGACCAUCUUUUGGUUUUACACUGCGUUCAACGUUCCGACCCUAAUCGUUGGCCCAAGCUACGAACAGCAGGUGAAUCAAUCACCCACCAAUGCCAAAAAGCUCUCUGCUGUCGGGUUUGGCGGUGCCAUCGCGCCUUUUCUGCAACUUGCUGCCACAAUCGCUGAGUGGAUGUAUGUCCCACGGCGAUGGCCUGGAGCAGAACCCAUUGGCGUAAAGAUGGUCUUGCUGCUAGUUGCCCUUGUCUUCAAUGUCGCACCCGGUGUCAAGAUCUUUUUCUUUCCUGGCCCGAAGAAGCUUGAUGAUUAUCUUGCCAUGGGCCACGUUGCUCUCGCCACCCAGCUCUUUGCCUUUCUCGCAAUCAUGCCCUCUGGGAACCUGCUUGGCAACUUCUUCAAGAAGAAGUCCCGUCGUGCCACAGCAAGUGAAGUAUUCACAGCGAAAUACCCACCACUUCACGGGAACAACAGAGUGUUUUCAUACCUGUUUUGGACAAUUGUUUUUGGUGCCAAGUUUGGCGAGUCCUAUGUCUUUCUCGCACUCUCCUUCCGAGAUCCAGUACGCUAUCUGUCCAUCAUGAACGUGGACAGCUGCCAGGGAGACAAGCUUUUCGGAGCAAGCCUAUGCAGGCAGCAACCGACAAUACUACUCGUUCUCAUGAUGAUGACGGACCUGAUUUUCUUCUUCCUCGACACAUACCUCUGGUACGUUCUGGUUAACACCGUAUGUUCGAUACUGAGGUCAUUCUACAUUGGCUCCUCGAUCUGGACUCCCUGGCGGAACAUUUUUUAUCGACUACCCAAGCGAAUCUAUUCCAAAGUUCUUGCCACAGGAGAGAUGGAGAUCAAGUACAAGCCAAAGGUGCUUGUGUCUCAGGUGUGGAAUGCCAUCAUUAUCUCAAUGUAUCGCGAGCAUCUAUUAUCGAUCGAGCAUGUCCAGAAGCUCUUAUAUCACCAAGUACCAUCAGACGAGAUCGGAAAGAGAACGUUGCGAGCUCCAACGUUUUUCGUUGCCCAAGGUGACCAUUGGUUUGACAGCCAAUACUUUCCUAAGAACGGUGAAGCUGAACGUCGGAUUUCGUUCUUUGCCCAAUCUCUCUCCACGCCUAUCCCUGAGCCUAUGGCCGUCGAUAGUAUGCCCACCUUUACGGUCAUGAUCCCGCACUAUUCUGAGAAAAUCUUGUUUUCACUGCGAGAAAUCAUUCGUGAAGAGGAUCAAUAUUCACGCUUGACAAUGCUUGAAUACUUGAAACAGCUACAUCCGCACGAAUGGUCUUGUUUCGUCAGAGACACAAAGGCUCUUGCUGGCGAAGAUGAGCCACCUCAUGAUUCUGAUUCGGAAGCAACUGGUCAGAGCCAAAUGGAUCGCAAAGUUCAAGAUCUCCCUUUCUAUUUCAUUGGAUUCAAAUCCUCGGCUCCAGAAUACGCCCUGAGAACCCGUAUCUGGGCUUCACUUCGGUCUCAAACUCUCUACCGAACGGUAUCAGGCUUCAUGAACUACGCUAGAGCCCUCAAGUUGCUGUAUCGGGUCGAAAACCCGGAUGUGGUGCAGCUCUUCAGACAGCAUCCAGAGAAACUUGAACUCGAGCUUGAACGGAUGGCCAGGCGUAAGUUUCGCAUGGUGGUGGCGAUGCAACGGUAUGCCAAAUUCAAGCAAGAGGAGCAAGAAAAUGUCGAAUUCUUGUUGCGAGCCUAUCCAGAUCUCCAGAUUGCGUAUCUUGAUGAAGAGGCUCCUGAUGAGGGUGGUGAGCCUCGUGUCUAUUCAUCCCUCAUCGACGGGCACUCCGAGGUGUUGGAAAAUGGCUUGAGGCGCCCGAAGUUCAGAAUCCAACUAUCAGGCAACCCCAUCUUGGGAGAUGGAAAAUCUGAUAAUCAGAACCACGCACUCAUUUUCUAUCGCGGCGAGUAUAUUCAGCUCAUUGAUGCGAAUCAAGACAAUUACCUAGAGGAAUGCCUCAAGAUACGGGGCGUCCUUGCAGAAUUUGACGAAAUGAAUAUCGUCUCUGGCUAUGACGAUGAUCACAAGGACAACUCCUCUGAACCAAUUGCCAUUCUGGGUACGCGAGAGUACAUCUUUUCUGAGAAUGUUGGAAUCCUGGGCGACAUCGCCGCCGGCAAGGAGCAGACCUUUGGCACUCUUUUUGCCCGUACAUUGGCCCAGCUGGGAGGCAAGCUUCACUAUGGCCACCCAGACUUCCUUAACGGAAUCUUCAUGACAACUCGCGGCGGCGUCUCCAAGGCUCAGAAAGGCCUUCAUCUGAACGAAGACAUCUAUGCCGGGAUGAACGCCAUCAUGCGAGGCGGCCGUAUCAAGCAUUGUGAAUUUUAUCAAUGCGGAAAAGGCAGAGAUCUCGGGUUUGGCUCCAUUCUCAACUUCGUCACCAAGAUCGGAACAGGUAUGGGCGAGCAAAUGCUCUCACGGGAAUAUUUCUACCUUGGAACAAAGCUUCCGCUUGACCGAUUCUUAUCCUUCUACUACGCUCAUCCUGGAUUUCACAUCAACAACAUGUUUAUCAUGGCUUCGGUCUACAUGUUCCUCAUCAGCCUCCUGAACCUCGGCUCACUUCGACACGAAACUAUCAGUUGCGACUAUAACCGGGAUGUUCCAAUCACAGACCCGCUGUUUCCUACAGGUUGUGUCAAUACUGACGCUCUGAUGGAUUGGGUCUAUCGCUCCAUUCUUUCUAUAUUCUUUGUGUUCCUCAUGUCAUUCAUCCCUUUGACAGUGCAGGGACUGAUGGAGUCUGAUCCUUGGAGAGCAGCUGUGCGAUUUAUCAAACACGUCGCCUCAUUGUCGCCAUUCUUCGAGGUAUUCGUCUGUCAGGUCUACGCCAACUCUGUUCAACAAAAUCUCUCAUUCGGAGGGGCCAGGUACAUCGGAACAGGUCGAGGGUUUGCUACUGCGCGUAUCCCAUUCAGUGUCCUCUACGCACGGUUUGCUGGUCCAUCCCUCUAUUUCGGUGGCCGGUUGCUUCUCCUUCUGUUAUUCGCAACGCUCACCGUCUGGCAAGCCGGGUUAACUUGGUUCUGGGUCACCACCUUUGGCCUAAUCUUUUCGCCUUUUCUCUAUAACCCUCAUCAAUUUGCAUGGGACGACUUUUUCAUCGACUAUCGCGAGUUUCUUCGAUGGCUCUUUCGAGGGCAUGCUCGUUUCCAUGGCUCGUCGUGGAUCACAUACUGCCGCCUGGCACGUACUCGGAUUACCGGUUUCAAGAAGAAGAAUCUUGGGGAUCCAUCUUCUCGGCUUUCUGGGGAUGCCUCACGCGCUUCACUAGGCUCAGUACUCUUUGCUGAGACUUUUCUCCCGCUGCUGUCGGUCAUCAUGACCACGCUUCCAUAUCUCUACAUCAACGCGCAGACCGGCGUGCUUGCGAAGAACAACCGUGGCGAGAAGGUUGAGCCUACAGAUUCUCUCAUUCGCCUUUUGAUCAUUGCAUUUGCGCCAAUGGCCAUCAACUCUGCUACCUUGGCCGUAAUGUUAAGUCUGAGUUGUCUCACGGGACCUCUUCUCAGUCUUUGUUGUAAGCAAUUCGGCAAAGUGCUGGCUUCCAUCACAUAUGGAAUCUCUGUCGUUGCACUGAUUAUUUCGUUUGAGGCAAUGCUCUUUUUGGAAGGGUUCAACUUUACCAGAGCCCUUGCUGGCAUGAUUGCCGUCGUUUCUUUGCAGAUCCUACUCUGUAAGAUCAUCAUCUCGACGACAUUAACCAGGGAGUUCAAAACCGCUUCGUCCAGUACUGCCUUCUGGACAGGACAUUGGUACUCGUUGGGCCGACAUUCCAUCACAGCACCAUUUCGAGAGAUCGUCUGCAAGAUUACAGAGUUGAGUAUGUUCUCGGCUGAUUUUCUGUUCGGGCAUUUGCUUCUUUUCGCAAUGUUGCCAGUUCUUCUCAUCCCGAAGAUUGACAAAGUACACACGACAAUGCUGUUUUGGCUUCUUCCAAGUCAACAGAUACGAGAACCAAUCUACUCCAUGAAGCAGUCAAAGCUCAGGCGACGUCGGGUGGUCAGGUUCGCAGUUGUUUACUUUACCAUGCUGCUCGUCACUGUCGGACUGAUCCUCGCACCUCUGCUUGCGGGCAAGUACAUUCCCUCUAGCGUGUCUGAUAUUUUUGUAGACUUGGCUGGAUUUCAUUUACUGCAGCCAUCUGGCCAGGAUCGGGAUAAUACAAAUGGGACGCAACAGACAGGGACUGGAAUGCCCGGCUAUACUGGAGCAGGGUUGGAAUCUUCUACUUCAAGGACUGGGGGUAUAGCAGCGACCACUCAUUAG